Platichthys flesus (European flounder) is the source of this 2226-nucleotide messenger RNA. RefSeq names its product bromodomain and WD repeat-containing protein 3-like. The coding region runs from base 161 to 1561 and encodes 466 amino acids. The record is from RefSeq and is a predicted model, not a curated record. Lineage: Eukaryota; Metazoa; Chordata; Actinopteri; Pleuronectiformes; Pleuronectidae. The transcript has 3 exons.
UCUUCCUUAUUGUGAGGAAUAUGUUCAUAUAAGGUCACAGCACCGAUCUGAGGGCGACUCCUGGUCGAGGUUUAACAAUCUUCUCUCCUCCUCACAUCGUUCAGUGACUCGUCCGUCUGAAGAGAACUCAACACGUCUGACGACUUCUCCAACCAAGGAGAUGGCCGCCCGGAGCCGGAUCACGGUUCUGCUGCUGCUCUUCCUCCUGUCGACUGAACACAGUUUUGCUGUGAACCUGAACGAACUUGAACCGCUGGUAAAAGAACUCUUGAGCAAGUACCGUGCAGAAGGUGUGUUCAGUCUGGCCGUGAGUAUCCCGCUGAACCAGAACCAGAACCAGGACCAGAACCUGAAACAGGGUGCUUACCAAAUCCAGAAAGUCCUCGAAAGUGACCCUGCUGCCAACGUGGAGAACAAGAUCAACAACGGUGAAGUGUACGUCGGCAGCAGGGUGGUUGCAGCCAAGCCUGGGGGUGGUCUUCAUGCAGAGUCACGCGUUGUGGACAAAUUGAAUCAGUUGUACAACAGUCCUCAAUUCAAUCAGGAUGAUUUGUUGCUGUUCUAUGUUUACGCCUCCCCGUGUGUUGAACAAUGUACAGAUGAAGAUCACCCGCUAAGCAUCCUUAGAGGGUUAAAUGAAAUUCGGCGUUGGAAUAACUGGGCAGUUGUGUUUUCUAAAAUAUUCAAGCCCAGAAUUGGUCAGGAGAACACAGACAUGGAGCGCGUUAGAGCCCUCAGGCGACUUGCAACGUACGGGUCUGGUAAGACCGAGAGUGACCUGGGUCCCAUUGGUCUACAGAACAUCUUCCGCUGUGACUAUGAAAACCAACAGAUGAAGUGUGUCAGCUGCUCAAGUGACGGUCAGGUGGCACAGACAUGUGUGUCAGACGGUCCUCAGUCAGGUAGAGGUGGCUCCUCCUCACAGGGGGGGGCUCAGGCUAACAGGAAUCCAGGUAGAGGUGGCUCCUCCUCACAGGGGGGGGCUCAGGCUAACAGGAAUCCAGGUAGAGGUGGCUCCUCCUCACAGGGGGGGGCUCAGGAUGGUUGGCUAGACCCAAAAAAAGGAAAAGGGGACAGAGUAAGAAGGGACAUCAGUUAUAACACAGGUGACAGCUCUGCUCACAUCUCUGAGAGCAACAAGGGAGCUGAGGACGCCCCCUCAGUUGAUGAGAAUGGAAAUGACGUUGCGACUGGUGAAAGUGUCUCUCUGUCCCCAACGGGCUCUGAUGAAGGCAACGGAGGUGAUUUAAGGACGGUAGUGGACGUAUUGACCCCUCACAUCGGCUUUGAUUCUGGAGAUGGAAGAGUGAGCAAGGGCAAAGGAAAAGUGAGCAAGGGCAAAGGAGGUAAAGGGAGAAGAAAGAAAGGGAAAGGAAAAAGGAGAAGAGGGAAAGGGAAAGGGAAAGGGAGAAGAGUUAAAGGAGGGAAAAGGAGAAGAGGGAAAGGGAAAGGGAGAAGAGGAAAAGGAGGACGAGGAGGGAAAGGUAAAAAGAGCAGGCGAGGGGGGAGAAGCAGAAGACGGGGUUUGGACCAGGACUGGAUUUUUGCCUCCGAUUUUUGAGAAGCAAACAAAUGAACCUUUUCUGAACGACAGGACUGAGUCUGAGUUUAACACAACUAGCUUUGCUAACAUGAUCACGUGAUAAUGCCACGAUUAGCGCGUUAGCUGUGCAGCUAACCAAUGAGGCUUUGAGCUUUGAAGGAAUUAAAUAUAUUACUUUAGAAUUGUAUUGAGGUUCUUUGAUUGUCUGUUAAUAGAUAAACUUUGAUAAUAUUAAAAGAUAAAUGUAUAAAGAUGGACGACAUGACAACCACAAAAAUUAAAACCAAAGCACCUUGAUCGCCCCCUGGAGGCUGGCUGCUGUACAGGUCAUAAACUCCUCCUCCUCCUCCUCCAUGUUAGCAGAUACAAAAAACUAUUACAUUAAAUAAAUGUCUCUUAAAGAUUUCAGUCACUUCAGGUCGUUCUUGUCUCACUGAAGUUUUCCUGAUCAGUUUGGUUUAUUUAGUUAUUUGAUAUAAAACGAGACGUCCAUGAUAUUUGGUUUCAUUUGUGGACAGAGGCCGAAGUGAAGCUGCAUCGUUCAUCUUUAUUUACAGACGAUCAUCUGAACCAACAUCCACGACAACCUGCUUCUGUAAUCUGUAUAAUCAAAUCUAUGUAAAAUGCAUCACUGAUUUUCAUGAUGUUCUGUUUUCUCUUAUUAAAGCUUUGCUCAGCAUCAA